Molecule: messenger RNA, 4083 nt
Organism: Hyaloperonospora brassicae
Lineage: Eukaryota; Oomycota; Peronosporomycetes; Peronosporales; Peronosporaceae
Source: the annotation of a GenBank genome assembly
AUGACAGAUGUGGCGCUAUCGGACGCACAGGACAAGCGACCGACAAGAGCGGCAGCAGAGGGACACGAAGACGACGCGAGUUGCCGAGUGGAGGCGAUAAGUCCCACGACAGUUGGAGAGACUGUGAUAAUUACGACAGUUGAAGAGCACCCUGGACGUGAGGGUUGGGGUGGGGUUCAGGUGACGACAGUUGGAGAGAGGGUGACGACAGUUGGCGAGCAUCAGGUAUCCGGGGGAUGCGAUGCUGCUGGUGUCGAUACAGUUGGAGAGAGUGGGAUGGAGACGACAGUUGGAGAGCAUCAGGUAUCCGAGGGGCUGGUGGAUGCGGCUGCUAGCGUCCGUAUCAGUGCAGCGACUGUCGAGUCGAUCAGUGAGACGAUCGCAGCGAGUGCGAGUGCGCACGUGGACGUGGACGAUUCGGUGGCUGCGACGUUGGCGAGUUCUGUGGACAGAGAGAGUUUGGAGACGGACGAUCGAGCUGGGGAAGAGAGUGAAGCAGCCAAGUAUAGCGUUGCUGUGUACGCGAUGGAUGAAAGUACGGAGAUGCAGGAGGACGACGGUAGUGAGCAAGUGGUUGAGGCGAAGAGACUCUUGGAACACGAAGGUGCUGAGAGUGCGACGACGACGACGACGGCGACGGCUGAAUUGAUUGCGGUGGUAGAUGAACAGACUGCUGACGUGACUUGUGAGAAAGAAAGUGCACAAGAAAACGAGAUCACGAAACACGAAGCAGCUGGUGAUUUGGAUAGUGCACGGCCUGUAUGUGCCGGUGCCGAUGACACGACGUUGAUCGGAAUCGAAACGGAGGCUUGCAAACAAGCGUCGGUUCCUUCUGCAGACGUGACUGAAGCCGACGAGCCGAUACAGAGCUCUGUGCGUUCGAAAAAGACGUCGCCAACGCGGCUGUCGUCCAUGAUAUCGCGCUUGGCUAGCAAAGUCACGACAAAGAAAGAGGUCCAAUGCGCCGAUCCGGCAGUAGAGCUAGAGCUGAAUGCAUCCUUGCCGGUCGAGAGCAUCGUGCAUGAAUUUGAAGCUCAUGAACCAGUGUCGCCGCAAACUCACCGUACGCUGUCGGCUGCACAAUUGGACGCCAGUGGAUCGUUACCGGUAAAGAACGUGGUGCACCGCCUUGAAGCGCAUGAUGAAGAAGAGAACGCCUUGGAGAGUCUCAAGAUUCGAACGAAACGCGAUUUUUUCUCGGAGAAAGGACGAAGUAUAUCUGUCAGCCAUGAAGCGGAGAAAUACAAUUCGCAGAUGGUGCAGCGUGCGAAGGAAGAAGUGGAAGCAAAGGAUCCACUCAAGUCACCUGCUAUGAAGCAAAGCCCAGCGUCCAGAAAGAGCUCUGCAAUGUCGAGCGUGCGGAAUAUGGCCAGUCGCUUUGAGAAGAAGGCAGACCAGUCGCUGGAUAAGCUUUCGUUUCGCACGGUUCGUAGCUUCUUUCCUACUGAAAAGAGCAUUCACGUUGGUGCGGAGAAGCAGAAAUACGAAGCACUGGAAAAGGAGAAACAAACGGCCAAGAAAGCCGAAGAAACGGGUGUGAAACGUAUGGCCACGGAUGAAGUCCACAAGUCUCGAAAGCAAAGUCCGAACGAGAUUGCGACGGACGAGCAUCUCGCAGCGGAAGCAGCUGGGCAGGGGACACCUGUCACGGUUGACACGUCUAGCUCACCGACUGAACCUGAUAAGACGGCCGUCAGUAGGGCUGGUCCUACUCCGGAGGCCCACUCUCGCCGUCGCACGAUCACUGCAGCCGACAGUUCGGGUGUCCGAGGUAUAGCUCAUCGCUUCGAGACGAAGCGUGCAAACUCAGUUGUCACCGCUCCCGUGCGCACCAUUGACACUUUCAUCGUCGCAGAUAGCGAGGCUAGUGUUCGUGUGUCUGCGGAGAAGGCCAGAUAUGAGAAUCAGGUCAAGACAUCAGCUCCUACUAAGCGAACCAUUGAUACUUUCAUUGUCCCCACGAGUGAAGCCAGCGUUCGCGUAUCCGCGGAAAAGGCGAAACUUGAAACGCUAGAAAAACCGGUCAAGGCUAUCAAGCGGACAAUCGAUGCUUUCAUCGUCCCCGAGAGCGAAGCAAGUGUUUGUGUAUCGGCUGAGAAGGCAAAGUACGAGAUGCCAGGAAAACAAACCAAAGCGACUGUACGAACGAUUGACAAUUUCAUUGUGCCAGAGAACGAAGCAAGUGUCCGUGUGUCCGCAGAAAAGGCUAAGCUUGAGGCCCCUGACAAGCUCGUCAAGGCGGCAGGUGUCCGUACCAUCGACACUUACAUUGUACCAGAAAGUGACGCAAGCGUCCAUGUAUCCGCUGAGAAGGCAAAGUUUGAGUCAAUGGAACAGCGAAUGCAAGCUGCUAGUCCUGCCGUUCGGACGAUCGAUACCUUUAUCGUACCGGAGAGUGAGGUGAGUAUCCGCGUCGCGACUGAGAAGGCGAAAUUGGAGGCGAUAGAAAAGCAAAAGAAGAGCGAGCUUGAGACACAAGCGGUGAUCGAGAAACAGAAACUGAUGAGAGUAACGUCGUGGGCAUUGGAGAGAGCUGAAUCGAAGAAGGCCAGCCAUUCAGCUGAUAUUGAGGCUGUCGGUGACAGCACGGUGGUCCAUCAGACAAAAGAGACUGAGGCGGCCAAAGAGAUGGAAAUGGAAUCCGAAGCUGAUGAGAGGAAGGAUAUCGAGGCGACAAAGGUGACUAAGGAGGGGGCUGAAGGAGUCGUUGAUGUCGAUGAGAGCGAGAGUGCCAAGGAGCUUGUGUCCAAGGACUCUAGUCUGGACUCGGAAGAUGAAGCAACCAGAGGGGCGGAGGUGACUUCACCGAUCGAGGUUGUCUCAGACACUGAGGUGAGCUCAUGGACUGAUGUGGCUGCGGAAUCUGAGAUGAUGAAGAAGGGUGGGGAACAACUCAGUGUGGCCGAAGAUACCGAAGUGGCCGUGAUUGAGAAAAUGGACGAUACCGACUUGAUCAAGGAAAUUGGUGUUGCAUCGGACACCAAUGACGCAGAAAAUGUGGCGAGUGAUGCCGAAGUGACAGGGGCAGACGAAAAGGCAGAAGAGGCUUCGAAGGUCGAGGAGGCCAAGAUGGGUGAUGUGGAGACGGCCGAGAUCGGAGAGACGAAGGCUGAAGAGGCCGAGGAAGCCGCAAAGAUGGAGGAGAUGACGGAAGGGACCGAUCUACUCGAAGUGGCAACGAAAGUGGAGGAAACUGAGAUUACUGACGUGGACGAGGAGACGGCUGUGCGUGUGGAGUUGGAGGCACCAGAAGCUGCCAAGGUGGAAGCGGCUGCAGACAUCGAUGUCGCUUUGAAAACUGAAGUCAAGCAGGCUGAGGCCAAGGAGACCGAAGUCAAGCAGACUGAGAGUAAGAAGACUGUAGUCACUGAGGAGGUCGUGAGGAAGACCGAUGUGACCGAAGUGACCGAGAGCACGGACCACACGGAGGAGGCUGCCGCGGUGUUCGAGACGGUUUCGAAAGACGAGGUCGAACAGACGGAGGUGGUCACUGACCGGAAAACUGAGACAGAAACAGUGGAAAUAUCGGAGGCAUUUGACACUACGGAGGAGGCCGAGAAAGGGACAACGAGCAGCAGUGUGAAGGAAGUAGAGGUGGCUCUCACUUUUAUUAACGAGGCCCGUGCGACAGCGGAACCAGAUGACGUUGUGCACUUGAACGAGGAUGACGGGUGCGCUCAAGUAGGUGAAGAGGUCGAAGAGAUGGUGACAAGUGCAAAAGAAGAAGAGUCGGAAGAAGUGGCGACGAACGAGGUGGGUGAGACUGCCGAGGCGGAUAAGGUUAUCCAAGAGGCGACGAUCGAGGAGGUGCAACAGGUGCGCUUCACGCGGGACUCAGCGGUACAAGUCGUUGUGGAGCGACAGACGUUUGGUGACAUGCUCUCGACAGCUCAGCACGCGCACUGGUUGUCGCUGCCAGUGAGCGCCAACCCCGCUCUAGCCCGCCUCCACUCCGUGCUGAGUGACCACGAUCUGCUGACGGCCUACGCGCUGUAUCCGAGCAAUUCGUCAUCGUCCUCUGGAUCGGACGAAGAUGAGUCGUUGCCUCACAUCCCGACGUCGAAGCCGUUUGCAGCGACAUGA